Messenger RNA from Trematosphaeria pertusa, 1420 nucleotides. RefSeq lists its product as uncharacterized. Lineage: Eukaryota; Fungi; Ascomycota; Dothideomycetes; Pleosporales; Trematosphaeriaceae. The coding region runs from base 32 to 1348 and encodes 438 amino acids. The transcript is spliced from 2 exons. The record is from RefSeq and is a predicted model, not a curated record. Gene Ontology annotation, cellular component: cytoplasm; mitochondrial intermembrane space. Gene Ontology annotation, molecular function: coproporphyrinogen oxidase activity.
CCUGUUCAAUCCGGCCACCAAUUGCUCCGCCAUGCCGCUCCCCAGACCCUCCUCAGCCCGCCUCGUUCGAGCUCUCGAGCUCCCCCAGAGCUAUGCGCCACCGGGGAAGUUGCACCCAAAUUUUUUCAAUCCCCGUAGACUGAGACUGGGGCCGACCUUCUUUUAUUCCAGACAGAUCGCAGGAUCGCGGCGAUGCAUGUCAGAGGGUCCUCCGAAGGCCAAAGCGAAUCCAUUGGAGGAGUGGCGGGACCCGAAGCCCAGCAAAUGGCCGAACAGGAUACGACUUCUGAUGGUGCCCUUCAUUGGCGCUAUAAUAUACUCCAUGUACACAGAUGAGCGCAAAACGUACACCGAGCCCCCCACCAUCGCGGAGAAAGAUGCCCUCUCCAAGCGCGAAAACGGCAUCUCCGAGCACUCGCCCAUGCGCCUCCGCAUGGAGCAAUUCAUCAAGCAGCACCAGAAGCAGAUCGUAGCCGAACUAGAAAAGGUAGAUGGGAAGAAAUUCCAGAUCGACACCUGGCAGCGCCCCGAGGGUGGCGGCGGCAUAUCCUGCGUGCUCCAAGAGGGCAAUGUCUUCGAGAAGGCCGGAGUAAACACAUCAGUAGUAUACGGCCGGCUCCCGCGCCCCGCCAUCCAGAAGAUGCGCGCCAACCACAAAGCGCUGGACCCCGCCGUCGACAGCCUCGAAUUCUUCGCCGCCGGCCUGUCCAUGGUCCUACACCCCUCGAACCCCAUGGCGCCGACCGUCCACCUCAACUACCGCUACUUCGAGACCGCCGACGAGAAGGGGAACACAAACGCCUGGUGGUACGGCGGCGGCUGCGACCUGACGCCCUGCUACCUCUUCAACGAAGACGCAAUCCACUUCCACAAGACGAUCAAGGCGGCCUGCGACAAGCACGACCGAGCCUACUAUCCGCGCUUCAAGAAGUGGUGCGACGAGUAUUUCAACAACAAGCACCGCGGCGAGACGCGCGGCGUAGGCGGCAUCUUCUUCGACGACCUUGAUGACGCGGAAAAGGACCAGGAGCAGCUCUUCGCCUUCGUGCAGGACUGCUUGUCCGCCUUCCUGCCCUCGUACAUCCCGAUCAUUAAUAGAAGGAAGGGCAUGCCGUUCACAGAGGCGCAGAAGCAAUGGCAGCAGCUGCGGAGAGGGCGGUACGUCGAGUUCAAUCUUGUGCACGAUCGCGGGACUGCGUUUGGAUUGAAUACGCCCGGUGCGAGGGUGGAGAGUAUUUUGAUGAGUCUGCCGCUCACGGCGAGGUGGCAGUACAUGCAUGCGCCAGAGAAGGGAAGCAGAGAAGAGAGGCUAUUGGAGGUGCUCAAGAGCCCCAAGGAGUGGGUGUAAAUAUGUACCAUUACAUGUAUAUGAAAAGCUCGAAAAGUGAAUAUAACGUUCUAGCAUAGAGGGCUCUCGGAC